Molecule: messenger RNA, 606 nt
Organism: Helianthus annuus (common sunflower)
Lineage: Eukaryota; Viridiplantae; Streptophyta; Magnoliopsida; Asterales; Asteraceae
Exons: 1
Coding region: 1-606 (201 amino acids)
Source: RefSeq, a predicted model, not a curated record
AUGGCCUCUUCAUCUGAAUCAAACAAGUCUGUAUCUUCGGGUCAAGUUGUACCAUACAAUGUCAAUCAAGUGAAUGUGAACCUGAUGUGGUCAGCAAAGCCAUAUCGACAGUCUAGCGUCGUUAGUCGGGAAUCAGCAAAGCUUAGCCCACGUUUUUUUGGUCCAUACAAGGUUUUGGCACGGGUUGGGCCGGUUGCGUAUCGUCUUGCAUUACCUCCGGGAUCCCUUGUGCAUAAUGUAUUUCACGUGAGCAUGUUGAAACGAUGUGUUGGUUCGGUUCCGCCGUCGAGUCCUGUUCCAGCGGAUGCCCCGGUUACGGCUCUGUCUCCAUCUAUGUCUCAACAUGAGUGUGUAUUGGAAGAACGGGUUGUGCAAAAGGGCAAGUAUCGGCCAAAGACGGAGGUACUCGUGAAGUGGGUCGGUCGUCCAAGCGAGGAGGCAACGUGGGAAACGAAAUGGCGUUUUCGUAAGGCUUACCCUACCUUUCACCUUGAGGACAAGGCGAAUGCAAGCGGGGUGGAUUGUUAUGUGUCUGCUGAUCCAGUUACUAAUCCGGUUGACCCAGUAUUGUUUUCGUAUUUAAAUUGUACUCAGUUUGCUUUAUGA